Molecule: messenger RNA, 1035 nt
Organism: Contarinia nasturtii (swede midge)
Lineage: Eukaryota; Metazoa; Arthropoda; Insecta; Diptera; Cecidomyiidae
Gene: Chchd3
Product: MICOS complex subunit Mic19
Exons: 4
Coding region: 92-733 (213 amino acids)
Biological process (GO): inner mitochondrial membrane organization
Cellular component (GO): MICOS complex
Source: RefSeq, a predicted model, not a curated record
AAUUGCAUGUAGAAUCACUUGAUUAGUUUUGUUUGCUACACUUUCUACCGUAGGUGAAAGAAAAAAUUUCCCGACCUUCCAAACCAAAAUAAUGGGUGCAAAAGGUUCUAGCCCACGCACGGUGCAAUUUGAAAACGAUUCACCGGCCAGUGUAAUUGAUGUUUCGGAAGCUGUUGUCGAUCGUCUAAAGGGAUUGCAUACCAAAGAUGUUGCACAGCAAAAAGAACAUGAUCGAAGAGUAGCAGAAGCAGCUGUGGCCGCAGCACGAUUAGAAUGGGAAAAACAACAACAGCAAUAUCCAAAACAAUCAAUAACACAAGCUGUUCCUGUACCCGUUCAAACAAUCAUACAUAGCGGCGGUUCAACCAUAUCGGCAUUGGAAAUUCGUCGUCAAAAAGAAGAAGAAUUACGCAAAAAUGAUGAAUAUUGGCAGGCCCGUCUUAAGAAACAAGAAGAAGAUCUCAAGAAGACCGCUUCGAUUUUGGAAAAGGAAUACAAUGAAACCUUCAAUGAAGUGCGUAGCCGUUUUGAGAAUUCAGCUCCACAAUAUCAAUUGCCGCCAUGCAAAGAUGUCAAAGCAAAACUAGUCGAAUGCUACAAAGCAAAUCCACAACAAACACUUAACUGCUCGAAUAUUGUAGCCGAAUUUGAAAACUGUGUACAAAGCCAUCGUACAAAAUUGUUGAAUGAAAAAUAUGCUGCGACCAAACAACCAAUUGCUGCCGCAUCAUAAUUCAGUUUUCAUUGUGUGUGAUUAAAAUCCUGUUUAAAAAAAAUAAUAAUACAUUUGUUGAAUCUAUUUCGCAAUCAAUAAUAUGGAAAAUGAAUCGAAAAUUCUAUUGUGUUGUGGAUGAAUAAUGUUGGUUUGAAUUGAAUUCAGAUGCAACCAACAUCCGAUUAGAAAGUUAAAUUAUUUAAAUCAAUGGCAGUUUUUAGCGAAAUUUAAACAACAGUAAAAACUCUUGACCUUUAUUUAAAAAAGAAAAUAAAUACGCUCUAGGAAUACAACAAACCGUACAUAUAAUAUAUAAAAAA